Molecule: messenger RNA, 3192 nt
Organism: Halteromyces radiatus
Lineage: Eukaryota; Fungi; Mucoromycota; Mucoromycetes; Mucorales; Cunninghamellaceae
Exons: 7
Coding region: 100-3138 (1012 amino acids)
Molecular function (GO): guanyl-nucleotide exchange factor activity
Source: RefSeq, a predicted model, not a curated record
UUUUUUUUUAUUUCUUCUUAUCUUACUUGUUCUUUACUUUAUGAUAUCUUUGUAAAUAUUAAAUCAAAAAUAUAUCAUCUUUCUCAUUUGUCAAACCAGAUGACUCAAGAACUUUUACGCACUGAACCAAACUUAUUUACUUCUACUAGUAGAGCGAGUUCGGAGAGUAAAAAUUCAUCUGCCAUUUCAAUUCCUGAUAUGCCUGAUCCAGUUGCCGAGUCUUCUCUUACCUCUCUUCCCCCUCUUCCUCCGCAUAAUAACGAUCAUGAAUCUUCAAGGUCCUUUUUUGCAUUCAACUUUGGUAGAAGAAAAAAUUCAAAGUCUCAGACUUCAACAUCUCACCUUUCUAUUGACGAAUCACAAUAUAGUCAAUCAGCAAAACAACAACAACAACAACAACAACAUUCUCUUUAUCACAAUAAUAAAUAUUCUUUUGACGAUCUUACCAAUGAUACUACAACAAGUACCAGUAACAAUGUAUCUGAUGUUGAAAAGUCUCCUAGAAAUAGCCUAAGCAAAGAAUUGAAAGACUUGACUUCCGAGACAUCUUCAAUGGAUGACCGUCAUUAUCAUCACCUUCAACAACAACCAGCAUCUCUAAUUACCAACAAUGACAUUGCUAGGAUUACAAGAGCUCUUGCAACUUCUGAAAAUACCAACAAUGAAAAUAAUAGCCAUGCCAUACCUGCUAAUAUGAAUCCUGUCUCUCGUUUAUUGAAAUACUCUGAAAUCACAUCAAAAGCUUGUGAAGCCUUGGGUCGUACUAUCGUACAAACUGUGGAUUCUUAUACCAUAAAUAGCUUUUUGGAUAACUUUUUGGCACAACACACUUUAUCUGUAAGCUUGCAAACCACUACAACAACAACUGAAACAUCAGAAGCUUGUAGAAAAAAUAUCAAUUCACUUCCAUCAUGUUUAUUGUCCAACAAAGCUAUUAUUACUACUACCACGACUACCCUCAAUGAUCAUACCAAUCAAGUAUCACCCUCUUCAACAAUGACACCCAGUAUCGAACCAAACACUACAAUCGGUUCAUCAUUCAUGACAUCAACAAGGGAAAGAAGAAAGGAUACCAUUUUAACCAAACUUAGGCCAUCCGAUCGUCAACAACAACAACAACAAAAACAACAAAAAGAUGAAGAUCUCAUCAAAUCCGCGACUCCUGUAUCUGUAACUUCUUCUUUAUCUUCAUUGGAUACUGACAGCACAAAAGUGACAUUAGAUCUAUCAAUGUCCAUGCGAAGGAAAAAUGCCAUCAAGGAACUUAUGCAAACGGAGAAAAAAUAUCUGGAGGAUUUACGAGUCUUGGUCACGCAUUUUUUUGAAAUCAUCAAAGACGCAAGGUGUAUUACACGCGAACAUCGAAAGUUGAUCAUGCGUAAUGGUGAAGCGAUUUUACAAUUUCAAGAAAAAUUUGCAGACGCCUUAGAAGAAGCUCAUGGAUACGACCACGAUAGGCAUGAACUCUCAUCGACUCCAGAUGUGAAAAACAUUGCACAAUGUUUUAUUACUUGGGGACCUCGUUUUGAUAUAUAUAUGGAAUACUGUGUUGGACAAGACAAAGCAGUAGAUAUUUAUCGCUAUUUAUUGGACACCAAUGAUGCCUUUUCAAACCUAAUGGAAAGAACUCACAGCUUCCUUCGUGUAUCACUUGGUUUUGGAUUAGGAAGUAAAUUGACGUUUGAUGAUUACUUGAUUACGCCAUUCCAAAGAGUUUUUCGAUAUCGGUUGAUGCUCCAAUCUAUUACCAAAACUUCAAAGCCAGGAUCGGACGAAACAAUGCUAUUGGCUAAGGCACAAGAUGUAAUGCAUGAUAUCGCUACAAAACUGAACAGUGCAAAAUCAAGACUGGAGGCUGAAAAAAAGACCGAUUUAUUUUUAACAAGAUUAAAAAGCGAUUGGACUAUUCCAAAGCGUUGGCAUAGUACUCUUGGCACAUGUCUUUUGAUUGGUACAUUAGAAGUUCGUCAAGUUAAAGAUGGAAGGAAACCUAAACGAUAUGGAUGUGCUUUAUUUGGAACCUACAUGAUCAUUGUUAAGGCAAAAAAAGGAAAAUCAUAUUAUGAACCUCGACAUUGGUUUCCUUUACGUAUGUUUGAAUUGGAAGAUAUUGAAGAUAUCGAUGGUUCAAUGGUUCAUGCAUGGAAACUUUACAAUGAUCAACAUGCGGUGGAAUUCGGUGCUAUGUGUGAACAAGAAAAACAGAUUUGGUUAGAAGAAUUACGAAAGGCUAUCAAUGAAUCCAAGGCACAAUAUGAAAAUCACCUAUGGGAUACCCAGAAUCGCGGUAAUGUCAUCGAGCAACUAUUUGUAUCUUCUUUUGAUAGUACGGACUCCAGCAAAUCUCAGCAACAAUCUCCAGCAUCCAAUGCUUCUUCGGUAUCAAGUCUGCAAAGCGUAUUAUCACGACAUGAAUCAAUCAAUUUCAACAACUACAAUAACAACAGUAACACUGGUAGCAAGACAAAUAGAAUGUCAAAACUAUUAUUUAUGCAUCAUCUAAAUACGAAUGGACAUCGAUCACCAAUUACCAAUGACAAAAGCAAUCAUCGUCAUCGAAGUAGGAGAAGCGUAUCAAGUGUUAGUGGAUUGGAUGAUUCUCUACAUUGUAUUACAUCGUCUUCUGCCAAUACUGCCAACACAACAACAACAACAACAACACCAAUAUCUACCUCCGCAUUAGCAUCCAUGUAUCCCAAUCAUUCAUCCAAUAACAGUCAACAUUAUUGUCAGCGUCAUCCUGGAAAUGAUUCUUCUAGACAAUUUCUUCAUUUAUCAUCAUCAUCAUCAUCAUCACCUAUUGAUUCAUCAUUAUUACCUUCCAACAGUAGUCAAUCUUCUUUUCUACGACAUUCUCAAUCUAAUAUGAAUGAUUUACGUGAAUUCUUCCAUUCAAAUGUUGCUGGUAAAUGGUCACAACGUAAAUAUACUCAAUAUCAAUCUAGGCGCGUAGCAGUAGAUGCCAAAUUUGAAGAUGUAUCAACAACCCCGAUUCUGACUGCAAGAUCACAAGCUAGACAAGAUCGAAAAGGUUCUUUUGAACAAUGGAGAAGAAGGUCUACUCUGGUGGACGAUCAUUAUCAAUCUUAUAAUCAAUCCUCUAAUGUUGGUUAUUAUGGAACUCCUCGACAUGGUUGAUAUGUUUUUUUUUUUUUAUCAUCUACACCUUUUUUUUUUUUUUUUUUUUUUUUU